Molecule: messenger RNA, 2629 nt
Organism: Anopheles coluzzii
Lineage: Eukaryota; Metazoa; Arthropoda; Insecta; Diptera; Culicidae
Product: gastrula zinc finger protein XlCGF26.1
Exons: 12
Coding region: 831-2615 (594 amino acids)
Biological process (GO): regulation of transcription by RNA polymerase II
Cellular component (GO): PcG protein complex; transcription regulator complex
Molecular function (GO): DNA-binding transcription factor activity, RNA polymerase II-specific; RNA polymerase II cis-regulatory region sequence-specific DNA binding
Source: RefSeq, a predicted model, not a curated record
CUUGCACCGAAUGGGUUUUCCUCAGGACGACGACGACGACGACGAUCGUCGACCCAAGGGUUGUCCUUCCCCCACCGGUGCAGGGAAAUGAAUGGUGUGGGAGUGUGUGCGGGACGCGCUUCCUGCGCUGUGUUGUAAAGGCGCGUUUCUGUGUGUGUGUGCGAGCGAAGGCGGGGAAGGGAAUGCGAUAGGGAGGGCAUUUUCGGCAUUUUCGGCGUGUGUCUUGGUGAAUUUCGGGGCCACCCUCGCAGGCGCCCCGGUCGGGUCGCGCGCGCACUCUCGGGUCGGUGUCGGUGGUACAGGUUGGAAGAUUUUUAAAAUUUUGAUGAAUUCUCAGUCUUAUUAUUCAAUUUGCCAGCAGCGGUAGUACAGGCAGCAGCACUAGCACCAGCAGCACCAGCAACAGCACUGCGUCUUGAGUCGGUCAGUCAGUUGAACGCGCUUUCUCGGUGACCGAAGAAGUUGGUUCGGCGCGCGCGCUAUUGGGCUAUUGGGUGGGGAGCAAAUUUCUCCAUCCCCCUUCGAAAGCUUGUGACCCGAGUGCAGUGGCAAAAGUUUUUCAAUUAUCCAACGUUUAGAGGUGUUUUAAUAAUUAAUACAAAUCGGUCUACCGUCGCGCCGUUGCGACUCGAGUGCGCGCGCGAGAUUCGGGCGCAAGGAAGCCAACAGGGGAGUGAAAGAGGCUGAAAGAGUGCUGGGAAAUCUUAAUAACAGACCGAUUAAAAAGUGAUUACUCUACGGUGCAAUUUGCCUGUGAUUGACUAGCCGGAAGCUUGCCGUGAUCGAAUAGCUCUUCUUUUUGGGACAACAGGAACAUUGAAUGCUCUUAUAUGGACAUUGACACUCUAUAUCUGCAACUCCUUCUUUUGCUGAAGCAAGGAAUCUCCAAAGGGAUGAUGCCCAACUUCUACGAUGGCUCCCGUCCCACGAUGGUACCCACCGGCUCCAACCUGCCGGUGCUGCUGGGCAAUACCGUCAAUCAAGGGGAUCCAAACUCGAAGAAGCUGGCACACUUCGAUCUCGAGGCAACUCUGCAGACCAUCGAUAACGAAGUGCUCGAUGGUGAGGAAGGAAGCUGCCCAAUCUGCAACAAGACUUUCAGCCGGAAAACCUCCCUGCUCAAUCACAUCCGGAAUCACUCGGCGGAGAAGAAAUAUGUGUGCGAGUUUUGCCAAAAAGGUUUCACCCAGCAAGCUAAUCUGCGCAACCACGUUCGCAUUCACACCAACGAACGACCAUACGUGUGCGUCGACUGUGGAAAAGCCUUUACUCAGAUUACCAAUCUGAACAAUCAUCGACGAUUGCAUACGGGCGAAAGACCGUACGUUUGUAUAGAAUCAAACUGUGGCCGCUCAUUUGCUCAGGUCACAAACUUAAACAACCAUAUGAAAACGCACCACAAAACCACCCUGUACGUAUGCAACCAGUGUCCGCGCAAGUUUAGCCAAGUUACUCAAUUGAACCUUCAUUUAAUUACCAACCACAGUUCGACUAGAGGGUUUUUCUGUCCGCAGUGCCCCGAUAAGUCGUUCAAGCAGCAGUCGCAUCUGCAGCAGCACAUGAAAAUUCACGGGACCAAUUUCGGCUACUCGUGCACCAAGUGUGAGGAAAAGUUUAUACAAGAGUCGCACCUGCUGCUGCACAUGAAGCAGCACGGCGAUUACGCCUGCACCAUGUGCUCGAUGACAUUUAACGACGAGGUGCUGUUGAAGAAGCACGUGCAGAGGCACGUCGACGGGAGAUACCUAACCUGCCCGGUGAUUAGCUGCAGCGAAGGUUUCACCAUGAAGAACCACCUCACGAAGCACAUGCAGAUGCACCAUCCCGCCGUCGAUCUCAAGAAGCUGGGCGCUCUGCCCGACGGAAACAAGGCGCCGAAGCACUUCUGCCACUAUCACAACUGCAACGAUUCGUUCGACACGGCGGACGGGUUGAGCAAUCAUUUGCGGAUGGCGCACGGGUUACCGAUCGCCCUCCCACUGUCACUGCCGGUGGACGACAAGAAGCUGAUCCAGCACGGGCUGCACGGACUGAACGGGGGGAUCGAAACGCCACCGCCACCGUCGGUGCCACCGCAUCUGCUGCACUCGCAGCUGCAUCCGGCCGCCUCGGUGAUGAAUGCCAGCUUCCAGUCAUAUCAGAACCAGAUCAACCAGGCCAACCAGCAGCUGGCGAACGGCAACGGCAACGGGGACGGCAAGCUAAAGGUUCUAUCCGUAUCCGAUUUGCUCAAUAUAAGCGAGCAGCUGAACCAACAGCAACAACAAGUGCAAUCACAUCAGCAGCAGCAGCAGCAGCAACAACAACAGCAACAACAACAUCUACAUCAACAGCAGCAGCAACAACAGCAGCAGCAACUACACUUACAGCAACGACCAGACAUGGCCAUGAAAGUCGACAUCGAUCAAAACCUUGACGACAAGAUGAGCAAUUUCAAUAGAAUUAAGACGGAGCUGCAGGCCAACAUGCUGGCCCAGACGCAAAACCUGUUCGGCAUCUCGAACACGCUGAACAACACCUUCAACGUGCAGCCGAAGCUGAUCUGCACCUACUGCUAUAACGUCUUCAAGACGCCCCAAACCUUGUCCCGGCACAUUGAGAAGUUCCACAGCUAAAAGGGGACCGAACC